CCCUCGCAUCAGUGCAAGUCAAGGCACAUAGCAGAAACCACCGCCUGGAGGGAAAGACGUGCGCACUGGAUCUAUUCGUGUUGGAGACCUCUCUCGCUGUGAUUCUCUUCUGCAGAGCACUCGGAGCUGCAACAGUUGCGCGUCUCCGCUUUGCUCAGAAAUAGCAUUAUUAACAGCGAGCAUCAGAGCGCACAGGACCCGAGAGCUUUGAAAGACUGGGAGACAUCCCCACCUCGGACUUUACAAUGCGAUGAGGGAAUUUUGACAACGGCCACUUUGUGCGUCCUUUGGCCCGUACCAAAGCGCUAUCCCAUGUUCAGGUAUCUCUAUACGUGUGAUUCUGUUUUCACCCAGAUCUGCUGCCUGGACAAAUGCAUACAAAUGCAUUUAGGAGCUCAACGGACAAGGAGUGGACACGUUUCCGCGGCAGCGACGUGGAACCUUCUCCUGCUCCUGUCGGUAUGCUCAGCAGUAAUCUCUGGAGAAGAAGACUACGUUGCACAAAGUGUAGAUGUGCUCCAUCGACUUGGGCUCACAGACCAGAGCAGCACAGAUUAUCUCGACGAGGGACGCAGAUCUGCACUCAGAUUCACCACAGCCCCUCCAGCUCUGCCUGUCUCAGAAUACGGUGUAUUACUCGACUCAGACUCCUUUUAUGAGGCUGCUGCAGGCACUUUGUUUUUGCCUGAGAUUAAAGAGGAGUUUUCUUUUGUAGUUAGUCUAAGCUCCUGGAGAGCAAACAAUGCUUUUCUUUUUAGUAUCCGAGAUGGCAGGGACAGACUGCGUUUUGGCAUUCAACUUCUGCCUCAUCGAGUGGUGGUGUACACUGAGAAGGCCCCAAUUUAUUUCAGCUAUAACUGGCAGGAUGGACGCCACCACUCCUUUGCCAUUGGUGUGCGCGCACACUCUAUGUCCUUCUAUGCGGACUGUGGGACUGUGCAGCAGCAGGAGCAGACCCUGGGCAGGGCUCAGACACUGGGGGGCUCAGGGUCUGUUUUCACUUUGGGUAGAAUGAACUCCAAAGCGGUACCAUUUCACGGCCGUGUCUGCCAGCUAGACUUGUAUCCUUCAGCCCAGGCAGCGGCGCACUACUGCAACUACCUUAAAAAACAGUGUCGGCUGGCCGACACCUACCGAUCAGACUCACCUCAUUCUGGUUUGGGUACAAUGGGUCAUGACUCCUCCCCUCACACUGCCACUGAUAGAGCAACAGCAACUUAUAACACCCCAGCCUCAUCAGGAUCACCUGGUACUGCAGGAGAAGCAUAUAGCUCCACAUCGGUACCUCCUGAUCUCUUCUUACAAGCUUCUCCUUCACAACCCCAUAGUGCAACUUUAGCAACAGCAAGUAGACUGGACUUAAGGCAUUCAACCCAAAGCACAGCAGCUGUCACUACCAUAAGGACACUGAGUAAAAGAACCAAGUCUCCAGCCAGUUCUGAUCAAACAGAGAACAGCACAGAGAAACAGCGCAUCUUUGGCACACAAACAACACCAGUUACAUUUGCAAUAAUCAACCAGGACAAAUUGAAGGAUUCACUCAGGAAUAAAUCUACCACCAACCCUCAGAUAACAAGACAUGCCCAGACUCACCUCCUGCAGCCUAAAGCCAAUGGCACCACUCUGUAUCGGCAGAACCAUGUGGACUCUGAGCAUUACCCAGACGGCAGCUAUGACGGCACUGACAUGGGUGGAUACGACUACGGCUACGAGGAGGGGGAGUUCCUGUAUGACUAUGAUGACAGCUUUUAUGGGGCCAAGGGGGAGCCUGGUCCACCAGGUCCUGAAGGUCCCCCGGGUUUACCUGGUCCUGCAGGAAAAAGAGGUCCUCGGGGUCCUACUGGUCCUCAUGGGAAACCAGGGCCACCAGGAUUACCUGGACCCAAGGGUUCAAAGGGAGAUCCCGGGUUAUCACCAGGCCAAGCUGCACCAGGUGAAAAGGGUGACAAAGGGCCUCCAGGGCUUCCUGGUCCAGAUGGAUUUCCCGGAUUACCUGGCCCCAAAGGUCAUCAAGGGCCACCUGGACUUCAAGGCGAGCCAGGAAUGCCGGGACCUCCUGGAGAAGCCGGGGCUGCAGGUUACCCUGGCAGGCAGGGCUCAGCUGGACCUGAAGGUAACCCAGGCCCUAAAGGCAUCAAUGGUUUUAUUGGACUUCCUGGCGUUUCUGGGCCACCUGGGUUAGAAGGAGAGAGAGGUGUUACUGGUCCUGCUGGAAAACCUGGUCUCAAAGGAAGGCAGGGAGUAAUGGGUGACCCGGGAGAAAGAGGUCCACCUGGUCCUGAUGGAAAUGAGGGCAGUGUUGGUGGGACUGGCAUCCCUGGCUUCCCAGGGCUAAGGGGAGAUCCAGGACCAGAGGGAGUACGCGGAUUGCCUGGACUAGUGGGAACGCAGGGCCCAGUUGGAAAAAACGGCUUGCCUGGAUUGAAAGGUGAUAAGGGUGAAGUGGGACUAAGGGGCGAACCAGGAGAGAUGGGUUUCCAAGGUGAUAAGGGAAAUGCUGGUGCACCUGGUCCCACUGGUCCAAGGGGGAAACCAGGCCCACCUGGUCCAGUUGGUGAUAUUGGGGUACAAGGAGCACCUGGCCCACCAGGACCAGAGGGUUUUCCAGGGGACAUAGGAAUACCAGGCCCAAAUGGACCACCUGGACCAAAGGGUUUACAAGGUUCCAGAGGCCCACAGGGGCCACCAGGACCAAAAGGAAGUGAGGGUGAUGAAGGACCACUUGGCCCACCUGGCAAUGCUGGCCGUACUGGUAACCCUGGGAGAAAGGGGCACAUUGGGGAGCCUGGUCUGGACGGUCCGAUGGGAGAAAAAGGAGACCUGGGAAAUGUUGGAAAAGUUGGUCCACAAGGUCCUGCUGGCCUGAUCGGGAUAACUGGUGUAGAGGGAGUUUCUGGUGAAAAGGGUGACCGAGGACCACCAGGGCCAACCGGACCAGUUGGGGAGAAGGGCCCAAGAGGUUAUCCAGGGUUACCUGGAGGUCCUGGAGACUUUGGCUUACAAGGUGCACCGGGUCCUCCAGGACAAAGGGGUGAUCCCGGCAUCUCUGGGCCAAAAGGAAGAAGGGGCCCACAAGGUCUAGAUGGUCCACUAGGAGAACCUGGCCCAGAAGGCACCAGGGGAGAAAAGGGUGAUAUCGGAAAAAAGGGCGAGCCGGGAUUCAUUGGCAAAGCUGGUGCACCUGGUGAAAGGGGCCCUCCUGGAAAACUUGGGAAACCAGGCCUUCCAGGAAGCCCUGGAGAAAAGGGCCCUUUUGGUGAACCAGGACCUAAAGGACCGCCUGGGGAGCCUGGGCCUGAGGGAGAACAAGGACUUGAAGGGGCACCCGGAGCAGAGGGGGGGCCUGGUGCCAUUGGAGAGUCAGGUUCAAAGGGGGAUGCAGGGCCUCUGGGAUCUGAGGGAGAGCAGGGACAAGAAGGAAUCAGAGGGCCUCCUGGACCUCCUGGUGAAGAUGGACCUCAAGGGAAAGAUGGACCAAAAGGUGAACCUGGUGACAGUGGCCCAGUGGGUGAACCUGGAGAGAAAGGAGAAGAGGGAGACGCUGGCCCCCCAGGACCACCUGGGGAAAAUGGAAAACAAGGCUUUCGUGGUCCAGAAGGGAAACUUGGAUCCCCAGGAAAUAGAGGACGUCCGGGCAAAAAGGGAGAGAGGGGGCCCCCUGGAGUUGCAGGAGAAAUGGGUGAAAGAGGAGAAUUGGGCCAACCAGGCGAAUCUGGGCUGAAAGGCGCCAGAGGAACGCGGGGCACGCCUGGUCCUCCCGGUGUCAUGGGCUUGGAAGGUCAACCUGGAAUUUCAGGAUACACUGGACCUGAUGGAAAGCCGGGAUCCAUUGGACCACCAGGGCCUAAAGGUGAAAAGGGAUACCCAGGAGAAGACAAUAAAACCCCCGGACCACCAGGAACCAUAGGUGAACCAGGGCUUCCUGGAGAACGUGGAGAACGUGGAGAGCCAGGAGAUGAAGGAUAUCAGGGCCAUGUUGGUGUAGUUGGACCUCGUGGAGCUGUUGGGCCCCCUGGAUUACCAGGAUCACCUGGUCUGCCGGGAGAACCAGGUCCAAAAGGAGAGAUUGGAAUUCCUGGCCCUGCAGGAAAGAAAGGAGCAAGAGGCCUGACAGGGGCACCUGGUGCUGAAGGGCUGACAGGUUUGCCUGGACUCAGUGGAGUAAAAGGCUACCCCGGCCCAGACGGACCCCCAGGACUGAUUGGCCCUGAGGGAGCACCAGGGAACUCAGGAAGACAGGGUCAGAGGGGUUUAGUUGGACCUGAGGGACCACCAGGACGUCCUGGUCUGAGAGGAGAAGUUGGGCUUCCUGGUCUUCCAGGAGAAAGAGGCCCGGACGGCUUAAAGGGAGAUCUGGGCCUUCCAGGAGACAGAGGGAUCGCAGGUAUGAAAGGUCUGGAGGGUGCAGCUGGUGACCAGGGCAAGAAAGGAGAGCCUGGACCUAAAGGACUACCAGGGGAAUCUGGAGAUGUGGGCAUGGUUGGUUUACAAGGCUUUCCUGGACCAAAGGGACCAACUGGUGAUUUUGGACUGAAAGGUGUUCCUGGUCCUAAAGGCCCAGUGGGUAUGUGGGGAUUCUCUGGACCAGUGGGCCCUGAAGGAAUGAUCGGCCCAAUGGGAAAACCAGGGCCAAGAGGUCCAAAAGGAAGCGAUGGGGAAAUGGGACCUCAAGGGCCCAAAGGCAGUCCAGGACCCAGAGGACCCCCGGGUGCACCAGGUCCAUCUAGGCAGAUAUUUGAUGACUCAGCAGUCUAUGAACUAUUGGACACUUCUUACGGGACAGAGACUUUUCAAAACACUGAAAUGAGUCUGGUUGACCAAAACUCAGAAAUUCUCAAGACCUUACAGUAUCUUACCAGUGUAAUUGAGAGCAUCAAAAAGCCUCUUGGAACACGGGAGAACCCAGCCCGCAUCUGUAAAGACCUGCUGGACUGUCAACACAAACUCAAAGAUGGUUGGUUUUGGGUAGACCCUAAUUUAGGCUGUACCACAGAUGCUUUCAAGGUCUUCUGUAACUUUACUGCAGGCGGGCAAACCUGUUUAAAUCCCCUGGACCCAAAAAAGAUGUCGUUUGGCGUUGGGGAUGUCCAAAUGAAAUUUCUCCAUCUACUGAGCACUGAAGCCAGCCACAGCGUCACGCUUCGCUGUCUGAAAAAUCCUCAUUAUGGCACAACACUUGACUCCAAUGGCUUUGUACCCAACAGUUUGACAAGGGUUACGUUUCGUGGAUGGAACAAACAACUUUUCAAAAAAGACACACUACUAGAACCACAAAUUAUUUCAGAUGAACUAGAGAUUCUACAUGGCCGCUGGCACCAGACUCAAUUCCUCUUCAGUACUCAGGACAGUCGUCAGCUGCCAAUAGUAGACAUUCUGGAUUUUUCCACAUCCAACACAAACAGUCAGCAAGAAAUUGAAAAUGGUCCAGUUUGCUUUCUGUAAGCAGGUCUUUGUACUUGGAUUCUAAAGGCAAAUGGAAAAAUCAAGUAGCAGUAUGAUGUUUUUUGUUUGGUUGUAAAGAAGUGAAAUGGCUGCAAGAAAAUUCACAUGAAGACACACAACCAUGCAGGAACUUCAUCUCAUCUGGUGGGUCGCCCUUUGGUCAAAGGAAUAUACAAUACAAUACCAUUAACAGGUGGGAGUUAGAAAAGUGUUAUGGACCCUUUGUCACCACUGACCACAGAACAGGGCAUUCACUCUUCACUUCUUAUCCUGCUUGGGUAAACCAACCGAAGGAGAACGCCGACCUAUGAAAUAAGAGCACUGUCAAAGUCAAAGUGCAAUAAUACCAUGUGUAUAAUGAGGGACUGACUUGGUCCAGUUUCUCAUUAAAGGUGAUUCUCAGCACCUAAACACAUGAACAUCUGUUUGUGCUCUACAGUUUCUGCAGAACUAAAUGGUUGAUCCCCAGCAUUUUGAAUGCUCUGGUGUUCAACUCCCAGCUCCUUUAUUUAACACUUAAACCGUUUGGACGUGUUCGUCUUGACUGAUGGUGCUCUACCUCUACCUGCUCAUUAGACUGUAGUGUAGUUGAUAAUGUGUUUGUACCAGUUACAUUGAGUGUUACAUUGUAUGAGUACUUAAUUUUGUUUAUUUCUAAUUUAUGAACCAUUUUUGAUACACUUCAUAUUUUUAUAGUGUUUAUUACAUUGUGGUAGAAUCUUCAGGGCAAUCCUACCAUUGGUGCUGCAAAAGGCAAAGAGAAUCUACGACUCCUGUGUAUAUAUGGAUCACUUACUGUACGUUAUUUAUACCUAGUUGGUUGUUUUGUUCACAUUACUGUCCCAUGAUAAUUUAAACUCUCUAAAGAGAAAUCAACAACAAUUCAAAACUAUGAUAUAUUUAUAUGCUAUACCUACUCAUACUAGGUGUGCCUAUGUGUAACAUCUAUUACUGGUAUUUACGUUAAUACGUUAAUUUUAUUUUUUUACCAUUAACUGGCAGCUACAUAUCGCCAGAAACAGACUCCUCCUCUAAAAAACUCACCAUUGUUAUUUUUAGGCUAAUUUAAUAUAUUAUAUUUGCCAAUGUGUAAUUAUAUCAGUCUGGAUCAUAAAGUUGAUGGUGAUGAAUUUGUAAAUAAACAUGCUGACA
Boleophthalmus pectinirostris (great blue-spotted mudskipper) is the source of this 6594-nucleotide messenger RNA. RefSeq names its product collagen alpha-1(XXIV) chain. NCBI's taxonomy places the organism in Eukaryota, Metazoa, Chordata, Actinopteri, Gobiiformes, Gobiidae. The record is from RefSeq and is a predicted model, not a curated record. The transcript is spliced from 60 exons. Gene Ontology annotation, molecular function: extracellular matrix structural constituent. Bases 313 to 5442 code for a protein of 1709 amino acids.